This is a messenger RNA of Musa acuminata subsp. malaccensis (wild Malaysian banana), 2065 nucleotides long. Its product is annotated as probable mitochondrial-processing peptidase subunit beta, mitochondrial. The record is from RefSeq and is a predicted model, not a curated record. NCBI's taxonomy places the organism in Eukaryota, Viridiplantae, Streptophyta, Magnoliopsida, Zingiberales, Musaceae. Gene Ontology annotation, biological process: proteolysis. Gene Ontology annotation, cellular component: mitochondrion. Gene Ontology annotation, molecular function: metal ion binding; metalloendopeptidase activity.
UGUAGAUCUGUAUUCGUGUAGGUAAUCAGGCGGGACGCGUCACGGCUGGUAUCUGGUGGUAUCUCACUCGAACCCGAUUCGAAGGGGAUUUAGGGCUUCAAACUUGCGGGUGUCUUGCCCUGGACUUGUUCGUUGAAAUGUCUUAGCGCCGUAUCUCAUCUUCCUAUCCCUUUCCUCCCUCCCAAUUGAUGUUAUUACGAAUUUGUUUCCUCGGAGCUCACAAUUUGAGCUUCCGAAACAUCGGCCCGACGGCAUCAGAUUGCGCGCUUGCUUAGCCAAAAACGAACGAACCAAAGCUUCUCUUCAUGGCGUUUUCUUUCUCUCGCUUUCGGAGGAAACUCGACGCCGCCCUCUCGUCCGCCGUCCGCGCCCGCUACCUCUCGCUCUCUGCCCGCCCAAGUCUUCCCGAAGAGCCGGCGCCGGACCCCCGCUUCCUCCGCUACAGCUCCCCCGACGCCAGGCCUCCCCUCGACCACUCCCCCUUUCUGCGCUUCCCCCAGGUCCGCCACACCACCCUCCCCAGCGGCAUCCGCGUCGUCACCCAAUCGGCCCCCAUUUCCGCCUCCCACACCGCGUCUAUCGGCGUCUGGAUCGAUGCCGGCAGUCGCUUCGAGGCCCCCGGUACCAACGGCACCGCCCAUUUCCUCGAACACAUGAUCUUCAAGGGCACCCGCCGCCGCACCGCCCGCUCCCUCGAGGAGGAGAUCGAGAACAUGGGCGCCCGGCUCAACGCCUACACCUCUCGCGAGCAGACCACCUUCUUCGCCGACGUUCAGUCCAAGGACGUGGCCGUCGCCGUCGACGUGCUCGCCGACAUCCUGCAGAAUUCCAAGUUCCCUGACCACGCGAUCAAGCGGGAGCGCGGCGUCAUCCUCCGGGAGAUGGAGGAGGUGCAAGGACAGGUAGAAGAGGUAAUCUUCGACCACCUGCAUUCUGCAGCGUUUCAGGGCCAUCCUCUAGGGGACACAAUAUUGGGCCCGGAGGAGAAUAUACGAGGGAUCUCGAGGGUUGACUUGCAGCAAUACAUUUCCACUCAUUAUACAGGCCAUAGAAUGGUUGUGUCGGCUGCAGGUGCUGUUAAACAUGAUGAGAUUGUUAACAUGGUCGGAAGGCUGUUCACAAAUUUCUCCACAGAUCCAACCACUGCAGAUCAGCUUGUAAAUGCAAAUCCAGCUGUUUUUACAGGUUCAGAGGUUCGAGUGCAGGAUGAGGGAAUGCCUUUAGCGCAUUUUGCAAUAGCAUUUAAAGGGUCAUCCUGGACAGACCCUAACUCUAUCCCCCUUAUGGUAAUCCAAAGCUUGUUGGGUAGUUGGAACAAGAGCAUUGGUGUCGGCAAUUGCUCAGGGUCUCAGCUUGCUCGUCGAGUAGGCACUGAUGACUUAGCUGAAAAUAUUAUGGCUUUCAAUACCAACUAUCGUGAUAUAGGAUUGUUUGGUGUCUACUCCAUUGCCUCGCCAAAAUGUUUGCGUGAAUUAUCAUGUGUCUUGAUGGAUGAGAUUAAGAGACUUGCAUACCAAGUGUCAGAAGCUGAAGUUGUUCGUGCUAGGAAUCAGUUAAAAUCCGUGCUUUUGCUUCACAUUGAUGGAUCCACUGCUGUUUCUGAGAAUAAUGGCCGUCAGAUGCUGACAUACGGGCGGGUAUUGCCAUUCGUUGAGCUUUUUGCUCGCAUUGAUACUGUUGAUGCUGCUGCAAUUAUGGAGACAGCAAGGAACUUCAUCAUCAAUAAGGAAGUUGCACUUGCCGCAACAGGACCGAUCCAGGAAUUGCCAGAGCACAGUUGGUUCUGCGCUCAGACCACGGCUCAGUGAGGGAACAGGAUGUGAAUCUUCUUCCAGGAGUCAAUGGUACUUACAUGUUGUGCCAUUUACCAUAUCGAUCAAGGCAUCAUGUAACAAUCAAAGUACAAGAAUCAAAAGGCCAAUGAUAUAUCGAUUAUAUUUAUCUUCCCUUUACUUUUCUUAGCUUAGCUUAUAUCUCUGUAACAUGUGAGAUAUUGAAGCCAACUUCCUUGAGUUUGAUCAUGUGCACAUUUAUGAAUUUUCCCGAAAGGCUACUUAUCACACAA